This is a messenger RNA of Vespa mandarinia (Asian giant hornet), 1605 nucleotides long. Its product is annotated as replication protein A 32 kDa subunit. Gene Ontology annotation, biological process: double-strand break repair via homologous recombination; DNA replication; nucleotide-excision repair. Lineage: Eukaryota; Metazoa; Arthropoda; Insecta; Hymenoptera; Vespidae. Gene Ontology annotation, cellular component: chromosome, telomeric region; DNA replication factor A complex; site of double-strand break. The record is from RefSeq and is a predicted model, not a curated record. Gene Ontology annotation, molecular function: single-stranded DNA binding.
GUAAAACAGCCACAAUGGUGCUGUCAUCGAGUUUAAUCGAUAUUAAAAGUUACAAUUUCACUCUAUUCGCAUAUGAGAAUAUUUGGCGUGCAUAAUAACAUUUAUAAUCAUCAUGAACAUGGAUAUAAGUAUGGAUGCUAAUAGUGGAGGAUUUUUAAACGAUACUUCAUCGGUUUCUGGAGAAAAAAACUUGAGAAGAGCACAAAAUAUUGUUCCUGUAAUGAUUGGUCAAAUAAUACGUUCUUCUGGCGAUUUUCAAAUUUGGGAGAUACCAGUUCGUAUGCUUACAUUUAUUGGCAUAUUACGCAAAGUUAAUGAAUCUACAACAAAAAUCACAUAUGAAAUUGAAGAUGAAACCGGUACAAUUACAACUCUUCGAUGGUUAGAAGUAAAUAGAAGUACGCCAGAACCAACAUUAGAAAUAAACACUUAUGUUCGAAUAUAUGGUCUUCUACGUGAUCAAAAUGGAGUAAAACAAGUCUUCAUAGUACGUAUAUUACCUCUUGAAGAUCUUAACGAGUUAACUAAUCAUUUGUUAGAAGUCACUUAUGCAACAUUGAAAGCAGAACAAAUAUUUAAAGCAAACAAUACGCACACUGUUUCUGUUAAUGUGGAUGAUAAUUCAAUGUUUAAUAAUGAUUGCACUGGUAUGAGUACAGAACAAGCUAUAGUAUUUAAAAUAAUACAAGCUGAAAAUGAGACUGAAUGUGGAAUUGAAAGAAACGAUAUUAAAGCUCGUGUACCAGAAAGGAUUUUACAUGAUGUUGAUCAAAUAAUUCAUUUCCUUACAUCCGAAGGACACAUAUAUACUACACGUACAGAUGAUCAUUUUAAAGCAACUUAAGCAUAUGUUAUAAUAAUAUAUUACAGUACUGUGGGAACAUAUAAAAAAAUAUUAUCAUUACAUUUAUAUAACUUAACAAAAUAUAUAUUUUUAUGUUUGAUAUUUUAUUAAAAUUAAUUAAAAAUGAUAAGUAUACUUCACCUAAUCAAUAUUAUUUAAGUCAAUAAUUUUACUCAUUAGAUUUUAUUUUAUCUUAUAUUGCUUUAUAUGUAUCAUCAUUUCUCUCCUAACGACAUAUAUAUAUAUACGUUCUCGAAAAAUGGAUUUUCAAAUACAAAGGAUAUAUAUUUAUAAGCAUACAAUAUGGGUAUUAUAUUUUAUUUUACACAACAUGGAAUAUCUACGGAAGUUAAUUAUUAUGAAAUUAUUUUAUGUUCCAUAAAUUAUUACAUAAAACUUUAAUAUUACACAUCGUUUCAUUCUUUUUUUUUUCUUUUUAGUUAUAUUGUAAUUAAAAAUAUCAUAUGUACAUUAAACAUAAUACUAUUUCUAAGAGAAGUUCAAAAUAAAUUACAUUAUAUUCAAAGAAUCUAACAAUCAAUCAUAAGAAUGAAGUUUGUUCUAUUGUCGAAUUGAUACAAAAAAAGAAGCGCGUAGGAAAAUUAUAUUUUAUCUUUCUUUUAACGAAAUAUAAUUGACCAAUGUAUUUCUAUAGUAACGGGUUAGUGUAUUCCAUAAUUUAUAUUGAAUUAAUUAUAUCGAAAAUGAAAUCUUUUAUCUUACCAUAUCGCGAUAUAAGAACAUGACAUAUAUAAUAUAUG